Molecule: messenger RNA, 1030 nt
Organism: Carica papaya (papaya)
Lineage: Eukaryota; Viridiplantae; Streptophyta; Magnoliopsida; Brassicales; Caricaceae
Gene: PIN1AT
Product: peptidylprolyl cis/trans isomerase, NIMA-interacting 1
Cellular component (GO): nucleus; cytosol
Molecular function (GO): peptidyl-prolyl cis-trans isomerase activity
Source: RefSeq, a predicted model, not a curated record
UGACUCCCUCUUGUGCGGCGAGGGCGAGAGAUAAUCGGCGUCUAUAAAGCCGACUUGUGGGGAGUGAUUUACAGAAGAGAGAGAGCUACUCAAGCCAAGCGCAGAGAAAAACCCUCAACUAACUGUGUCCGUGAACGCUGCGAAGAUAGAUUCGGAUCGAAAGAGGAAGAAAGAUUCGAUCUCGUCGGCAGAUCGAACGGCGGAGAAGGAUAGGGCGAGGGAGAGGGAGAGAGGAGAUCGAGAAAGGGAGAAGGAGAGGGAGCGGGAGAGAAGGGAGAAGAGAAAGAAGAGCAAGAUGGCGAGUAGCGGCCAGGUGAGGGCAUCGCACAUUCUGAUAAAGCACCAAGGGUCUCGCAGGAAAGCCUCAUGGAAGGAUCCGGAAGGCAGAGUAAUCAUGAAUACCACUCGUGAUUCCGCCGUCUCUCAGCUCAAGGCCCUCCGCGAGGACAUCGUUUCUGGAAAAGUUAAGUUUGAGGACCUCGCGUCCCGAUUCUCUGACUGCAGCUCUGCCAAGCGCGGCGGAGAUCUCGGUCCUUUUGGCCGAGGGCAGAUGCAGAAACCCUUUGAGGAAGCAACCUUUGGUCUCAAGGUUGGUGAGGUAAGCGACAUUGUGGAUACAGAUAGCGGUGUUCACAUCAUCUUGAGAACUGGCUGACUUAACAUCAACCAAAUUAAUUCCACAUGCUCAGCAAAUACGAUCCAAGGAAAUUCUCGGAUUGUUCUUUCCUAUUUUUUGGCAAAGUAUAAUUGCAAUAUGACCAUCUUAUGAUAAUCUCUGCCUAGAGCUAUUCUUAUAUGUGGUAUCUCAAUGGUGCAGAUGUGUACCUUGGAUUAUGCUUUUCGAUUGGAUUUUUAGACUUUUGAUUUCGGUGACUGGGUGACUGCAGAAUUUUAGGCUCUGAUUUAUUUCUCUAUUUGCUUUUGGUUUGAUUUUUAGACACUCUUGGUUUGGUUUGCUUUUGCUUCUGGUUUGGAUGGUGCUUUUGAUAUCUUCGUUUGUUUCAAUGUUAUGAAAAUUUAGUUAUUUUCA